Owenia fusiformis is the source of this 770-nucleotide messenger RNA. The record is from the annotation of a GenBank genome assembly. NCBI's taxonomy places the organism in Eukaryota, Metazoa, Annelida, Polychaeta, Sabellida, Oweniidae.
CCGGGAUGUCUCUAAAACACCUGUUUUUAUUGAGACCCCAAAUUGUACCACAAACAAGCGUAAAACAUACUGCUUCUGUUAUAUUUCUGCAUGGUUCGGGAGAUUCAGGGUUUGGUGUUCGACAAUGGGUCAGUGAUCUGAUAGACGAUGAGUUGACGUUCCCACACAUAAGGAUGAUCUAUCCGACUGCGCCAGAAAGGCCUUAUACACCAAUGGGAGGACAGAUUAGUACAGUGUGGUUUAACAGAAGACGUAUCGCUAUCAACGACUCUGAAGAUCUUGAAUCAACAGACUAUAUGUGUGAGAAAAUAAAUGAGCUCAUAGAUGCUGUGGUUUCUAAUGGUACUCCAGAGGAAAGGAUAUUACUUGGCGGGUUCAGUAUGGGAGGUGCCAUGGCUCUACAUGUAGCUUAUAGACAUAAAAGAAAACUGGCUGGUGUUUUUGCAUUGUCAGCAUUCUUAAACAAGGACUCUGCAGUUUAUAAGUCACUACAGGGUCAAAGUGGUCCCUUACCCCCAUUAUUCCAGUGUCACGGUGGAAAGGACCCCCUAGUAUUAGAGCCCUGGGGUGAGGAUACAUCAAAGACAUUACAAUCAUUAGGAGUUCAAACCAUUUACAGGACGUUUCCAAACCUUUAUCACCAAAUGAACACUCGAGAGAUUAUGCAAUUAAAAGAAUGGAUAUUUACAAGACUGCCAAAUUUAGAUGCUGCUUCUAAUUCCUGAUGCUACUUCUCAUUACAGUGUUACUUAAUAUAUUUAAUAUUCAGA